Molecule: messenger RNA, 2201 nt
Organism: Xenia sp. Carnegie-2017
Lineage: Eukaryota; Metazoa; Cnidaria; Anthozoa; Malacalcyonacea; Xeniidae
Product: stromal interaction molecule 1-like
Exons: 11
Coding region: 160-1959 (599 amino acids)
Biological process (GO): activation of store-operated calcium channel activity; store-operated calcium entry; intracellular calcium ion homeostasis
Cellular component (GO): plasma membrane; endoplasmic reticulum
Molecular function (GO): protein binding; calcium ion binding; calcium channel regulator activity
Source: RefSeq, a predicted model, not a curated record
CGACUUCCUUUUUACAUUUUAUGUUGAUGCUUUCAUUGCUAUGCAUCAGUGCAUGUGACAAUGAAAUAUGAUAGCUCUUAUGUUAUUUAUGUUUCUCCAGCAAUAGCACUAUAGUAUAAUACUGAUGGAAACGUGUAUUUCUCUUUUGUUUUGUUGAUCAUGAAAUCGCGAGAUUUUUUUCUCGUUUCUAUUCUUUGCUUAUGGAUGUCAUUAUUAUUCGUCGUACUAGGAAAUGAAAAAUUGUUAAACGAAGAUAAAAAGCUUAUAGAACUGGAAUAUGAUGCAAUUCGUAAAUUACAUGACAAUUUGGAUGAUGACAAGAAUGGUGAUGUGGAUUACACUGAGUCAAAGGAGUUUCUUCAACAUGAGUUAAAUGUCAAAGAUCAAAAACGCCACUCAAAGUUCCAUUCUGGUGAUGGCUCUAUUAGCCUAAAUGAUCUGUGGAAUGCUUGGCAGAAAAACCAUGUCUUAAAAUGGACUCCUGAUGAUGUUGCAAUCUGGUUAACUGAUGUUGUUCAUUUACCUCAGUAUGCUGAAAUCUUUAGAAAAAACAAAAUCAAUGGUCAUUACUUGCCAAGAUUAGCUUCUAAUGACAAUGAACUAUUUGUUCAGCUCAAAAUUCCAAAUGCAAUCGAAAGAAAAAAGAUUUCUCUUAGAGCAAUGGAUGUUGUUCUUUUUGGAGAUUUAAGAAGACACAACUACUUCAAGGACUUUAUUUUGGGUUUGCUUGUUUUUGUUGCUAUGAUGGGAUUUUGGUUCUCGAAUACUCAAAAACGUAAAGUACAGAAACAAAUGGAGUCCAUGAUAAAAGAUGUGGAAAUUUUGCAAGAUGCAGAAAAAAAUCUAGCCCACCUUAAAAACAGACUACAGGAAGCCGAGGAGAACCAUCAAGUUGUACAGCACGAAAAAUUUCAACUUGAAAGCAAUCUUAAAGAAGAGAUUGAAGCUGCAAAGCGAGAAGCUCAACGUCUUCGUGAAGCACGUGAAGGGCAUUCUGAUGAAAUUCAUACCAGACUAAAACUUGCUGAACAAGAACUAAUUCAGGUGCGAGAGGCGUUGAACAACUCUGAAAAAGAAGUUGAAUAUCUUUCAUCAGAAUUAUCUUUAUCACUGAAAAAAUGGCUCAAGUUAACUUACCAGAAAGAAGUAAAAAACUUUCAAUACCGACGCAACGUAGCUAUGAAAAAAAUGGAGGAAGCAAAAGAUGCUUGUAGUCGACUAAAACGAAAGCGAAAUACUUUAUUGGGCUCUCUUCGACUGGUUCAUGAUCAAUAUAUUGAUGAUGUUGAUCAAAGAAUACUUGGAGCUCGAUCUUUGUUGGCCGAAGUGACUAAUGACUUGGAAGAACUUCAAUAUCGUUGGCAACAAAUUGAAACUUGCUGCCAUCUUGAUCUUGGAGUUCGUACUUCUUUCUUAUGGUGCGAUUCGACUGAGUCUUUGAGCAAUCGUACCCAAUCAUUCAGAAAUCAAAAUGCCACAGGCCAAGAAACAACAAAUGUAACGUCUAAUGAAAAAAUACCAGUACAACGUGCUGCUACUUGCCCCACAUUCGAGGAAAAUUCUACUGCACGAGUUAAAGCCAGAAAAGGAGUCGAAAGACACGCAUCUGAUCCAAGUGGAAGCACUAGUGAAACGUAUGAAAACGAAGAAAGCGAGAAUACCUAUGAUUUUGUGGAUGGAGAAUCUGAGAGAUCGACGAAGCGGUCUAAUUUUCGACGAGAAGGCUCAACUAUUAGCCAAGAUAGUUCAGGAAGAAUUAAAUCUGGAAAAGUACACCCUAGUAACAGCAGCGUAAAUAAAAAUUGUAAUUCUUCGUCGUUUUCGAGUUUAGAGGAAAAAAUCUCAAGUCCAAAACGAAAAUGGUGGACAAGAAAUAAAAAACAUCAUAGCGAUGAACUUGAAAAUCGGGAUAUUCAGACAAAAGCUUCAUCUCGAUCUAAAGAAAAUAAUUCUCCUUAAACACAACCACAGAACGUUUUUUAUAUUUUCAGGGAAAUUGCGCAUACGCAUAUGUAGAAGUUUUGUUUGAAAUUAACGUAAAGGAAGUGAAAUUUAUUUAUUUUUAUUGCCUGCAAAUAAUGGUUAUAAUUAUGAAGAUACAAUAUCGCUAUGAAAUGUCAUUCAUUACUACAUUUCUUUAAGUCAUUUUAAACUAUUUUUGUAUAGGUCGACAGUAAAUAAAUAAAUAUGGACUUGGUAAA